Messenger RNA from Penicillium antarcticum, 3597 nucleotides. RefSeq lists its product as uncharacterized. Lineage: Eukaryota; Fungi; Ascomycota; Eurotiomycetes; Eurotiales; Aspergillaceae. The record is from RefSeq and is a predicted model, not a curated record. The transcript is spliced from 4 exons. The coding region runs from base 1 to 3597 and encodes 1198 amino acids.
AUGGGUCGUUCGCGUGUUCGCUCGUUUAUUUCCAGCUUCGGGGGUCAGAAAAACAAUGACUCCGGCAAAGGAAGCAGGCUAUCGUCCAGUAACGCCACUCCGGAGAGUGUGACGCCCGCCGAUACACCACCCCGGUGGCAAACUCCUCCCCCCGAGACAGCAUCGACAUCGCCCCCCUCUGAGUUAUCACCGGUGGGAUCUGCUCCAAGAAACAACGGAGGCUCACGUCCGGCAUCCAUGGUGUUCUCGCGCAAUCCGCCGUUACUCCAGCAGGCGAACGACACCCCGCCGGAGCUGUCGCCAAUUUUUUCCUUUCUGAACAUUCACACCAACAAGGUCUACCAGGAAGGAUAUUUCUUGAAAUUGAAUGAUCUGGAUUCUCUUGGUCGACCUUCUGGUGAUCGGCAAUGGGUGGAAUGCUAUGCGCAACUUGUCGGGACCGUUCUUUCGCUAUGGGAUGGUGCUGCGCUGGACGCAGCAGGUGGCGAAGAGGUCCCUGCGACCUUUAUCAAUUUGGCCGAUGCGUCAAUCAAGAUGAUUGAGACCCUGCCGAUCCGAAAUGGUGCUGUACAGCCAUUGAAGAAUGUCCUGAGCCUUUCAUCUGCAGGCAAAAACCGAUACCUUUUGCAUUUCAACUCCUUCCACUCCUUGACGCAAUGGACCGCCGCGAUUCGUCUCGCGCUGUUCGAACACACAUCUUUAUAUGAAGCUUAUACCGGAUCUCUGAUUGCAGCCAAAGGAAGGACUCUCAAUGGAAUCAACACCAUCCUAGUACCCACGAAAUUCAAAUACGAAGACUGGGCGCGCGUGCGAUUUGGAGCUGGAACUCCAUGGAGACGGUGCUGGUUCGUCAUCAGUCCGCCAGACGAGAAAGAGAUGCAAAAAGCGCGCAAGAUCAUCAAGAAAUCGGCAUAUGACCGCUUGUCAAUUCCGGUCACUGGAAAUAUCAAAUUCUACGAGACCAAGAAGACCAAAAAGGUGACACCAAUUGCCACCAUCACUAAUGUGUAUUCGGCAUAUGCAAUUUACCCACAGUCCAAGGCUUUAAUCGAUGCAUCGACACUGGUGAAGUUGGAGGGUCGGAUUACUACCCAUGCAGAUGGAAGCUCCAAGGAGGGUCUUGUGUUUGUUAUGCCUGAACUGCAUGCUGCUGUAUCUGGAUUCGAGAUGAUGCUGCGAUUCCUCUUCCCAACAUUCGACACUUUCAAUUUAUACGGCCGUCCGACUCGCCUGGUGGCCGAUACCAACCACAUUAAGAGUAUCAUGUUUGCAUUCCCCAAGGAGCGACGCUAUGGAUAUUUGGAUGUGCUGGAUAUUGCCAGUCUCCUACAGACACCCGGAAGCCAGGAGUGGAGCGAGGCAGAGUGGCGGAAACAGUUGAAAGCAGCAACCCAGCGACGAAUCUCGGCAGGCAGAAGCAGAACCAACAGCGUCAACAGUUCGAAGCCUCGUUAUCGCUCUAGCAUGUCUGGCCGCUACAGCGAUGUCCCCGUUGACCCUCGCCGUCAAGUCUCUGCUUUCCAGAACAAGCCCGAAUUCAACCACUCCGCGGAGGCAGUUAUUCAAGAAGUUCCCAGGAUCGACGGAUCGCCACUUUCGUAUCACACUCGUGGAUUCUCCGACACCACCGGUUUCAACAGUGCCCCCACAACCGGUCGUGGAUUGGCCGAGAGCUCCCCUAACUCAUCUGCUCAAGACCUAGCGCCCCGUGAUGGAACCCCGACCGUGGCUCCCAUUGCCGAGAAUUCAAGCUCCGAUAGUCUUCCAGCCCUUGAAAAUGGACAUCUCGAGCCUGUGAGAGAGCAGCAUCCACCUCCUACUCCACCAUCGCCCGUUAUGAGUCCGCCCGCAUUUUCGCAUGGUCCCAGAGAGAUGCCAGCCAACCGGCCGGAAGCAUCAUCGGAGCAGAGGCUUCAAAACAAUCGCAUGUCUCACGCCACCCUUUCUCAACUCACAUCGGUUGGAGGGGCUGGGUUGAGCGCCGCCGCCGCCGCCGCCGCUUGGAAACAGUCGCAGCAACCAAACGAGCAGCAGCCUCAGCAACGGGACCCUAACAACAUCUACCACCCUAGUCACAUCGCCUCUAACAAUUCUCUUGCACACUCCUCGAGCGACGAGUCCAUGACCAUGGCAGUCCCAGUUCGCCCGCCCAAGGUUCCGGAACACCGCCCUAAUACCACCAACACUGGCGGCCCCUCCCCUCAGCGGUCAUCCCCCCAGCGUGUUCCAAUUGACACUAGCAAGUCCGUCCGACGCAAGCCAGUCCCACAGCGCGACAUAUUCGCCGACGAGUCACAAGGACAAGGCGAACCGAGCUAUGAUGAUCUGCGCCACACCCUUGACGAGGAUGUGCUGAACCAAAUUGCUCCCCACCUUCCGUCCCCGAUCUCGUCAGCAGCCAGAAACGACGAGGAAAGCGUCUACGAUGAUGCUUCGACGGUGUCGCCUGACUAUGCCAGUACCCAUGGCUCUGUCUACAGCAAGAAUUCGACCAAGUCGACCAAGCCCAGAAUGGGUGUUAUGAAGACCGUGGGAGUUCCAGCUGCUAAAGAUCUUGUCAUUGGUGACGCUCGCUAUACUACGGACAAAGCGCCAACCUCGAAUCCCGACAUCCCCAACGUGGACUUCGGGCCAACUAUGACCUACAUGCCUACCACUGGACGCCCGAGCACUGGGGAUGCUUUGAAGAAGCCACUUCAUCAACGGAGGGAUUCGGAGGGAACGAAGCUCACGAUCCCUACUCAUCAAAUGGACCAGGCUAAUGGAAGACCAUCCUCCCAAGAGGAGUACCGGCGGAGUAUGCUGUGGCAACCUGGAAUGGCAUCUGGUCGCCCUGUCACACCUGGUGGCCUUACCCCGGAGCAAUAUGUACAGCAACGGGCCGCUCCCAGCCCUCCGAUGCACAUGCACAAUCGUACCCCCUCUGGAGCCACAAUGGUGCAACGCCCGGUAUCCGGUGAUUGGGCUCAGCUCGCGCGCUCUAGCUCGCCUAUGAACCGGGAUCCUAACUACCGCUCCAGUUCGCCCAUGAACAGAGAUCCCAACUACCGUCCCUCAUCUCGCGGUGCCACCAGCAUGCUCAACCACAAUGAUGCCUCAAUCCAUCUUUCUGCCCGUGAGCAGGAGCACGUCGCCCGCAUGACCGGUUCGUCAUUUUUCAACAUGAACAAUGAUACCCGCAAGCCCCAUGCACCGGUGAAUCCUGGUGGUCUCGUCUCUGCCAUUGACGCUCGCGAGCGCGAGAAGCGUGAGAUGAAAGAGGGAAUGUCGAACCAGAUGGUCCAGCAAGCCAUUGCACACCGCCAGCAGCACAUGAUGCACCAGCAACAGUACGCACCCCAGCCAAUGUUGCACCAAUCCAUGUCGCCCCAACAGGCCGCCUCCGUGUACCCACCUCAACAUGGUGGCCAGGCAUCCAUGUACAACAUGCCUGUUGCCAGUCAUACAUGGGACGCCCUUAACCAAAUGAAUCGCCCCGAUGAGCCUCGCCGGUCCUCCUGGUACGGUCAGCUUUCCCAGCAGACCCCUCAGGCUCCGUCCGUCUACCCGCAAAGCCAGCACACCCAGAACCCGGGCUUCUACGGCUACGCUAAAUAG